AUGACCUCCACAACGGCGUUCGCACCGCUCCUUGCGGCCGUGCUUGACGACACUAUGGAAGUAUCCUUAUCUCCUGCUGGCAAUAGCUACGAUGACGAGGUUCUCAUUGAUUACGACGAUUAUGCUACGGCACCAUUCACCGAGGACGAGCCGAUGGUCGAAGACGGCGAACCGAUCAGACCCGGCACUGCCACGGAUCACAUGAUGGAAGAUGCGGAGCCCAGAUCUGAGGUCAAUGAAGAGAUGAUGCAUGAUGACCCUGUUGCGCCUGACACGUACAUUGAAGAUGAAGAGCUCAUCGACUACAGCGAUGACGAAUACCAGGACGAUACUCAGAUCGUACUGGACGAUGCCGCUGUCCCGAUCAUUGAGGAGGUUGAGAAUAGCUCUGCCGCACUCAUACCAAACGUGACUCACUCCCAGCCUGUAGAUGAAGCAGUCCCGCUGCUGCCUGUAGGAGCGGCAGUCGUGGAAGAGCCGACCUCCAAUUUUCUCUCAGCAGUCGCAGAGAAUGAUGCUUUGGAUGCAGACGCUGAUAAUGAAACUGCCCUCGCUGCCGCUCCUCUCGACGACGAUCAGGCAUUCAAUACAGAUCACCACGAUGCGGUCGAUGAGCUGUCUCGUCAAGUUGACGCCGAAGAAGCCGAGGAAGCCGCGGCACAGGAACUUGGAGUACAAGCCUUCAAGGCAGACGAGCCAGACUCUUAUGCGACCGAAGCAGAUGAGGUGGUCGCUCAAUCAACGAGUACCUCCGAUCGUCAGCAGCACGACGACGAGACACGAGAGUUGAAAGCCCCGCCCAAGUUCCCCUCCGGGCUCGAUACCACAGCCUACUUCGCACCAGACGGGCCUCAAACUCCGUCCGAUACGGGCAUACACCCCAUCACGAUUAGGUAUGGAGAUCUUGUGAUGCCUCUCUUCAAAUCUCGCGCUCAAAGCGACGGUCUGUUGAAGGACGAUAACCUGGCUAGCGUCAGUCUUGGCGAUCUGUUGGAUAAUUGUAGGCAGCGUCUCGCGCUCAAGGUGGGCGAGAGUAUAUCUGCCGAUCAGGAGCUCGUUCUGAGCUUCGAAAACAUGGGUCUACAGCUUGUCGAGCACUCCCCCCAUGCUUUUGGGACUAGUCUUGAUGACGUCCUCGGGGUAUAUCUGAAAUUGCACAGGAAUGAUGCCACUCAUGCCAUCCCGCCACUUGCCCUCUCUCUCUCCUUGCAACUAAAAUUUACAAGCAGUUUCAACAUAUUGAAAGCCGCAGCUGAGCAGGGAGAAGGCAUGUCAAAGUUCGCCUUUCUGCGUGGCGGCGCCGAUGAAUUGGACGAGUAUGAUCAAGAAGACGAAGAAGAUGAAGAGAAAGAUGCACAACAUGAAGAAUAUCAAGAUGGCGAGAAUGACGGCGAAGAAUAUCGAGAUGACGAGAACGAUGGUGAGGAGCACCCUUGCGAAGGUGAAGGUGCCUUCGCCGAUGACCAAGCAGAAGGAGAAGUAUCACAACACCUGGAAGAAGGUCAAGAGUACGAAGAGCACCAAUAUCCGGAGAAUCAGGAUGAAGACCCAGAGUAUAACGCCGAUCAAGCUGAAGAUGCCCCACAAGAUGACACCAACUAUGAGGAGUAUGAGGAGCACGAGGAGCAGCAGCAGCAGACGGGCCCCGAUGCUGGACUGGAGAACUACCGUGAUGAAGUCGAACUCCCAGGAGCAGAUGCAGACGAGAAUGAUGACCUGCCGAACGAUGACUCGCUCGAGUAUGAGCCCGAUCAAUCUGAUGAGCAUGCCGCUCAGGAGUCAGAGGAGCAAGUCCGACCAGAAUCCGCUGCAAGUUCAACGACUGUUCGUGGCGACCCCCCGAACGAUUCGAUUGAUCUGCAUGAGGACGAUGGAAAUGGCAAAUCCUCUGCUCCUGUCAGCGAGCACGAUGCGGAGGGCACCCCUGACGGCACGUCUGCCGAUGACAACGAACGACCUGUGGGCGGUAACAGCACAAGCGAGGCAUUCGCGCUUGCUUCCGACUCAGGAGGUCUUGAUAACCAGCAAGCCAUUGAUGACUUGGACGGUGAGGUGGCAGAUGAGAACACUGCUCCACAUGAGGCCCAAGCCGAAUCUGGCAAUAAUGUCGACCAGCACAAGCGGGAAGACGAUCCUCCCGCUGUCGCAGAAGAUCUGAACGAUGAUCUGAACGACGAUGACCUUCCAGCCGAGGAGGACGAGCAGCUGGAUGGCGAACAGCUCGACGCAGCAUUCGAUCUGCUCGAGGGUCACGAUUUUGAGCGUCCAGCAGAAAAUGGCGAAUCAGCCCAGCCCGCCGACAGCCUCGAGUUUGAUGACGACGACAUUGGCUUCAACGAUGAUGUCGAAGAGGCUGUUCCCACACCUAACUCGCCCCUCGGCAAGCGUUCCUUCGACGAGCAUGUCGGCCAAGAUGACGUCCCUGAAGAGCAGGAGCCCAAAAAAGCUCKAUCAUGA
This is a messenger RNA of Ramularia collo-cygni, 2457 nucleotides long. RefSeq lists its product as uncharacterized. The record is from RefSeq and is a predicted model, not a curated record. Lineage: Eukaryota; Fungi; Ascomycota; Dothideomycetes; Mycosphaerellales; Mycosphaerellaceae. The transcript has 3 exons. Bases 1 to 2457 code for a protein of 818 amino acids.